Molecule: messenger RNA, 1095 nt
Organism: Suillus fuscotomentosus
Lineage: Eukaryota; Fungi; Basidiomycota; Agaricomycetes; Boletales; Suillaceae
Exons: 4
Coding region: 1-1095 (364 amino acids)
Source: RefSeq, a predicted model, not a curated record
AUGCGCUUCCAGGAGGAAGAGUUUAUGGAUGGUGUUGUGUAUGCAAGUAUCCACAAUCUUGAUGUUCCUAUUGCUGCUGACCGUAACAGAGGGCCACCACGAGUGGUAGGUUCUGUGUCAGAUUUGUCUGGAGUAUCCGCAUCUACGUCAGUGCCGGUGUCAACGUCCGCAUCAGCGGCAGGAUCAACGUCUGCGCCUGCACCAUCAGUUCCCGCGCACAUUCCAGCGCCUGCACCAUCAGUUCCCGCACACGUUCCAGUGCCCGCACCAUCAGUUACCAUGCAAAUUCCAGCCCCCGAAUCGGUCAUGUAUUCACCCCAAGGUGCAUAUGACGUGAAAAACGCGGUCCACAAAGCUGUCGUGAAGGCAGCUAGUGAGAUUGUGAUGCGAGACGCAUUAAAUAAGUGUUGCUUACCGACAACCUCCGAAAAGCAAGCUACAGCACGUCAGGCACUUCUCGAUUCAUGUCAUGUAUCAACAAAAGACUGGGCCGUCCAAAACUUGGGCGCGCUAUAUAAAACGGUCACCGUGCCAGUCACAGAUCUCUUGUCGAGUUUCGGGAGCGUUGCUCAUGGAGUCGUUCAACGGGCAUAUGGUCUCCGCAUGUCAGUCUGGUCCGAAGAGGACGAGGCAGCGCACAAAAGAAUGAUUAUUCCAGACCUUGUUGGUGAAACUACACUAACUUUCAUAUACGGCGACACUCUAUCACUUAAUGACAACAGCUCCCAGACAGUCCAGUACGCCUUUGAGCAUGUCGGUAUCACUGACGUUGCUCUGGACGCUGUAUGGACCGCUGGGUAUGGACAGUAUGUCGAUAGUCUGAAGGCACUCGCCAACAUCCUCGCAACCUCCACUGCUGCUAUAUUCUGUCGUCUUCAAGAGCACCGUGAUGGCGUUCGACGAAGCAUCAACUUUUCUGCGGCAGCCUUCAGGGGUAUAUACGACAAACUACUCCUCCUCAUCAAGGAAACAAUCAUGACUACUCCGCAUCUAUUGCAGAGGUGGGAGAAGUACAUCGUGCACCUCUUGAAAAGAGGGUGUAAGAUUGCUGGGAUCGACUACAGCCGCUACACUAUCAGUAAUCUACAAUCGUAA